Molecule: messenger RNA, 1117 nt
Organism: Oncorhynchus keta (chum salmon)
Lineage: Eukaryota; Metazoa; Chordata; Actinopteri; Salmoniformes; Salmonidae
Product: F-box only protein 7
Exons: 5
Coding region: 224-1102 (292 amino acids)
Biological process (GO): positive regulation of autophagy of mitochondrion; autophagy of mitochondrion
Molecular function (GO): protein kinase binding
Source: RefSeq, a predicted model, not a curated record
AGAACGCUAAUCUCUUUCCGUAGUUGAAGUCAACUAUUUGAUAACAUUUGAUUGACCAUCGAGCUUCUAUCAAAGCCUCUUCAAUCUUCUCGAUUGUAAUACGUAGAAAUCUUCAACUAUCUCUACUUGCAAUUAAGACCUCUUUAGUUAACAUGAACUGUAUGGUGUGAAAUGAUUAAGGCUUGCAAUAAGUUAAUAACAAGAGAAAACCACUAAACUAAACAUGAAACUACGUGUGAGGAUAAACAAGCAGACCAGCCGGGUGAAGCUGGAGGGAGAGGAGCCCACUCUGACAGAGCUCAACGUUCAAAUCAGAGAGAUCCUUCUGCCUUCACAUGGCCUCAGCCCAGACACAGAGUUCACCUUGUCCCUGAACGGCUCAGAUCUUCUAUCUGACUCUGGUCAGACUUUGUCCUCCUGUGGCAUCGUCACUGGGGACCUGGUCUGUGUCAUCUUGCCUCCAUCUGUGGCUGUGCCCUUCGCUGCCCCUGCCCCCUCCGCUCGCCAGGCUGUGCCCUCAGGCUCCCCUGCUUCCUCUGCUGCCUUUGCCUCCUCAGCCCACCAGUCACCCAGCAACAACAGCAGCAGCAGUAGUAGUAGUCCUGGGCUGUACCAAGCUGUACACCCACCAGCCCAACACUCCAGUGAGGCCAGCACCAGCAAGGGGGCGGAGCCUCAACAGGAAGUGGUCAGAGAGGAGGAGGAGGAGCAGGAAGAAGAGGCAGGUCAGUGGGUGUGGGAGCCCAUGCUGUGUGGGGAGGCAGAAGGAGGGAAGGUACCCCAUUCCCUGGAGGUUCUGUACCACCAGGCUCAGAGCAGCAGUACCUGUGAUGCCCUGAUGGUGGCAGUCCACCUCCUGAUGCUGGAGACUGGCUUCCUGUGUCAGGGCUCUGAGGGGCGUCCUGGUGAGAUGCCAGCUGGGUGGAGGGCACCAGGAGGGCUGUACAGACUGCAGUAUGCCCAUCCUCUCUGUGACGACAGCCUGGCCUUGGUCCUAGCUGUCCCCAUGGGACCCGUUCUGGUUAUCAACGGUCAGUCUCACUGUUUCUUAAAGCUGUGGUCCAAAUGGGAUCCUAUUCACUAUAUGGUUUAUUACUUCUGACCAGAGACUAUAGGG